Molecule: messenger RNA, 2764 nt
Organism: Physeter macrocephalus (sperm whale)
Lineage: Eukaryota; Metazoa; Chordata; Mammalia; Artiodactyla; Physeteridae
Gene: GRTP1
Product: growth hormone regulated TBC protein 1
Exons: 9
Coding region: 116-1474 (452 amino acids)
Source: RefSeq, a predicted model, not a curated record
CCCGCCUCCCGGCGCCCGCGGCCCGGCGGAAAGACCGGAGGCGCUCCGAGUCCCGGGAGGUGGACUUGGCAACCCCGGCCCCGCGGCCCGGGCGCCCCCUCCCGCCCCUCCCGGCAUGGAGUCCGCGGGGCGCGCGCAGGCGGCGCGGGACCGGGUCCCCAGGAUCGAUGAGUACGGGUUUGAAAGGCCUGAGGACUUUGACUAUGCAGCUUAUGAAGAAUUUUUUUCCGCCUAUCUGGCGAUACUCACCAGAAGAGCCAUAAAAUGGUCUAGACUUCUAAAGGGAGGCGGUGGUAUCCAGAAGAGUAUGACACUGAAGCGCUACAUCCGGAAGGGCGUCCCGCUGGAGCACCGGGCCCGCGUCUGGAUGGGGGUGAGCGGAGCCCAGGCCCAGAUGGACCAGAACCCCGGCUACUACCGCCAUCUCCUCCAGGGAGAGAGGGAUGACAGCCUGGAGGAGGCCAUCAGGACAGAGACUGCGUUAUGUUUAUCCAUCAUCUGUCCACGGACACUUGGGCUGCUUCCACCCUCUGGCCACUACAUGAACAGGACCUUCCCUGACAACGUGCGGUUCCGGAAGGGCUCGGACCCCUGCUUGCAGAGGACCCUGUACAACGUGCUGCUGGCCUACGGGCACCACAACCGUGGCGUGGGCUACUGCCAGGGAAUGAACUUCAUAGCAGGGUAUCUGAUUCUGGUGACAAGGAGCGAAGAGGAGUCCUUUUGGCUGUUGGACGCCCUCGUUGGCAGGAUACUCCCGGAUUACUACAGCCCCUCGAUGCUGGGCCUGAAGACGGACCAGGAGGUCCUCGGGGAGCUGGUGAGGACCAAGCUGCCGGCGGUGGCGGCCCUGAUGGACAGUCAUGGCCUGCUGUGGACCCUGGUCGUGUCGCGCUGGUUCAUCUGCCUGUUUGUGGACGUCCUGCCCGUGGAGACCGUGCUUCGCGUCUGGGAUUGUCUGUUCAACGAGGGCUCCAAGAUCAUCUUCCGGGUGGCGCUGACCCUCAUCAAGCAACAUCAGGCCUUGAUCUUGGAAGCCACCAGCGUCCCCGACAUCUGUGAGAAGUUCAAGGAGAUCACCGGAGGGAGCUUCGUCACCGAAUGCCACACCUUCAUGCAGUCUGCUCACCGACGGCCCCGACCGGCUUCCGAGCUGCUGCGGGCAGUCAGAACGAACAGAGCCCACACGAGAAGAGCAAAAGCAAAAUCAGGGCUUCUGUGCAGCAACGGACACCGGCAGCAGAGUGAAGAGGGAACUCACAGAACAGGAGAGACCGUGCAAACCACGUCUGCUAAGGGGUCAACAUCCAGACACACAGAGGCCACAGCGCAACAAGGAGCCAAGGAAUUACAUUUAAAAAUGGGCAGAGCGGACUUCCCUGGCGGCGCAGUGGUUGAGAGUCCGCCUGCCAGUGCAGGGGACACGGGUUCGAGCCCUGGUCCGGGAAGAUCCCACGUGCCGCGGAGCAGCUAAGCCCGUGCGCCACAACUACUGAGCCUGUGCUCUAGAGCCUGCGAGCCACAACUACUGAGCUCGCGUGCCACAACUACUGAAGCCUGCGCGCCUAGAGCCCGUGCUCCACGACGAGAAGCCCGCGCACCGCAGCGAAGACCCAACACAGCCAUAAAUAAAUAAAUUUUUAAAAAAGAAAAAGAAAAACGGGCAGAGGGGCUUCCCUGGCGGUCCAGUGCUUCAAACUCCGCGCUUCUAAUGCAAGGGCACAGGUUUGACCCCUGGUCAGGGAACUAAGAUCCCACAUGCCGCGCGGCGUGGCCAAAAUGUUUAAAAAAACGUUUUAAGUGGGCAGAGGGCCUGAAUAGACCCUAUCCAGAAAAGACAUACAGAUGACCAACAGGUACAUGAAAAGAUGCUCAACAUCACUCGUCAUCAGGGAAGUGCAAGUGAAAACCACAAUGAGCUAUUGCCUCACACCUGUCAGAAUGGCUAUCAUCAAAAAGACCACGAAUAACAAAUGUUGGUGAGGAUGUGGAGAAAAGGGAACCCUAUUCAUACAUUGUUGGUGGGAAUGUGAAUUGGUGCAGGCACCGUGAAAAACAGUAUGGAGGUCCUCAAAAAACUAAAAAUAGAACUACCGUAAGAUCCAGCAAUCCCACUGCUGGGCAUUUAUCCAAAGGAAAUGAAAUCAGGGUCUCUAAGAGACCCCAGCCCGCCCACGUUCAUUGCAGCAUCACAAUAGCCAAGGCAUGGAAACAACCUGAAUGCCCAUACAGAUGCAUGGAUAAACAAAAUGUGGUCCAUCCAUGCAGUGGGAUUUUAUCCAGGCUUAAAAAGGAAGGUCCUGCUACCUGCUACCACAUGGAUGCACCUGGAGGACAUUAUGCACAGUAAUUUGUCACAAAAGGACAAAAACUGUCUGAUUCCACAUAUGUGAGGCCCCUGGAGGAGUCAGAUUCAUAGAGACAGAAGGGGGGGGGUGCUGGGGACAGAGUUGGGUUUGGGAAGAUGAGAAGGUUCUGGAGAUCUGAUGCCCAACAUGUGAGCAUAGCUUACACUACCCAGCCACACACCUGGAGUGGUUAGGAUGUAAAUUAUUGGGUGGGCCAAAAGGUUCGUCGUUUUCUCCGUAAGAUGGCCCUAGUGGCACUUAGUUGUCUUUAAUUUCAUUCAAAACAAUUUUGUUCAACAGAGUUUUGGAAGUCCUAGCCACAGCAAUUAGAGAAGAGAAAGAAAUAAAAGGAAUACAAAUUGGAAAAGAAGUAAAACUGUCACUGUUUGCAGAUGACAUGAUACUAUACAUAGAGA